Molecule: messenger RNA, 2057 nt
Organism: Galleria mellonella (greater wax moth)
Lineage: Eukaryota; Metazoa; Arthropoda; Insecta; Lepidoptera; Pyralidae
Gene: CCT4
Product: T-complex protein 1 subunit delta
Exons: 11
Coding region: 146-1768 (540 amino acids)
Biological process (GO): protein folding
Cellular component (GO): chaperonin-containing T-complex
Molecular function (GO): ATP-dependent protein folding chaperone; ATP hydrolysis activity; ATP binding
Source: RefSeq, a predicted model, not a curated record
GUACCUGUCACUGUCUGCUCAAUAGUUCUUAUUAUUGUUCUGACAUUUAAAUUUACUUGAAUUAAAAUACUCGGUUUGUGAUUAUUUUUAAUCCUAAUUCAUCUUUAUAUUUUAAUAAUAAAAGAGGCCAGUAAAUAUAUUUAAAAUGGCUCCUAAAGCUGGAGGUGAUUCUGCAAAAGUUAAUUCGGCAGUGUAUAAAGAUAAAAGCAAACCUACAGAUAUUAGACUAAGUAACAUAAAUGCUGCUAAAGCUGUAUCUGAUGCCAUACGCACAAGCUUGGGUCCUCGUGGGAUGGAUAAAAUGAUACAAGCUUCAAAUGGUGAAGUUACUAUUACAAAUGAUGGUGCCACAAUUUUAAAGCAAAUGAGUGUAAUUCAUCCUGCAGCUAAAAUGUUGGUUGAACUGUCUCGUGCUCAAGACAUUGAGGCUGGUGAUGGUACCACCUCUGUUGUGGUGAUUGCUGGUGCACUACUUGAUGCUUCAGAGAAACUUCUGCAAAAAGGCAUUCACCCCACAGUUAUAUCUGAUGGUUUCCAGAAGGCUUUGCAGAUAGCUUUACAGGUUGUUGAAGGAAUGUCUACUCCAGUAGAUCUUACAAACGAAGAUGCUCUUCUGAAAGCUGCAGCUACAUCCCUCAACUCUAAAGUUGUGUCACAACACUCUACUAUUCUAGCCCCUAUAGCUGUACAAGCUAUUCGUGCUGUGAUGGAGCCAAUAGAGGGCGGCGUGGGCGCUCGCGUGGACCUCCGUGACGUAAAGGUAAUUGAACGGAUCGGUGGCACCGUGGAGGACGCUGAGCUGGUGCAAGGGCUAGUCAUCCCGCACCGCGCCGCCAAUGUCAAUGGACCACACCGCGUCGAAAAGGCUAAAGUUGGCCUCAUUCAGUUUUGCAUUUCUCCUCCUAAGACUGAUAUGGAUCACAAUGUGAUAGUUUCCGAUUAUGCUGCUAUGGAUCGCGUGUUAAAAGAAGAACGUCAGUACAUUUUGAACAUUGUAAAACAAAUAAAGAAAGCUGGUUGCACAGUGCUUUUAGUUCAAAAGUCUAUCCUAAGGGAUGCACUUAGUGAUUUAGCUAUUCAUUUCUUGGAUAAGAUUAAAACCAUGGUCAUAAAGGACAUUGAGCGAGAAGAUAUUGAGUUUGUGUGCAAGACACUGGGUUGUCGACCAAUUGCAUCCCUUGAUCAUUUCACUGCUGAAAAUUUGGUCAAUGUUGAUUUGGUUGAAGAGAUCAAUGAACCUGGUGGCAAAUAUAUAAAGAUGACGGGGUGCUCGACGGGCGGGCGCACGGUGUCGGUGGUGGUGCGCGGGUCGAGCGGCGCGGUGGUGGCGGAGGCGGGCCGCUCGCUGCACGACGCGCUGUGCGCGGUGCGCUGCGUGGCGCGGCGGCCGGCGCUGCUGGCGGGCGGCGGCGCGCCCGAGGCCGCGGCCGCCGCCGCGCUCGCGCGCGCCGCCAUCGCCGCGCCCGGCGCCGACCACUACACGCUGCGCGCCUACUCCGACGCGCUCGAGGUCGUGCCCUCCACGCUCGCCGAGAACGCUGGGCUGAACCCCAUCGAGACGGUGACGGAGCUGCGCGCGGCGCACGCGGCGGGCGCGGGCGGCGCGGGCGCGGGCGCGGGCGUGAACGUGCGGCGCGGCCGCGUCACCGACAUGCGCCACGAGCACGUGCUGCAGCCGCUGCACGUCACCGCCUCCGCGCUCGCGCUCGCCACCGAGACCGUGCGCGCCAUACUCAAGAUCGAUGACAUCGUUAAUACUGUGAACUAAUAAGAAAAAACAACCAUAGAUUUACGUUCUUUUAGUUUAUUGUUUUACUUAACAUUUUAUCUAAUAGUAUUAUGAUACAACAUAAAUGUCAGCCUAUAUGUGAUAACAAAGUAAUUGAUAACUGAUGCCUAUUUAUAAAAUUUAUUUUGCAAUAUAAUUAAAAUGUAAUCUUACAUUGAAUUUAGUGCUUGGCUGACUGAUAAAAUUUUAUUUUCUUUGAAUAUGUUAUUAAUACUAAUUAUUAGCUACUAUUUAAUGUAAUUCUUUAAAAUAAAAGAAUUAAACAAAA